Molecule: messenger RNA, 1588 nt
Organism: Xiphophorus couchianus (Monterrey platyfish)
Lineage: Eukaryota; Metazoa; Chordata; Actinopteri; Cyprinodontiformes; Poeciliidae
Product: L-amino-acid oxidase-like
Exons: 7
Coding region: 20-1588 (522 amino acids)
Biological process (GO): amino acid catabolic process
Molecular function (GO): L-amino-acid oxidase activity
Source: RefSeq, a predicted model, not a curated record
AGAUAGGAAGUUGGCAAAAAUGGAUCCAUCACUUGUAAAAGCAUCUCUAUUUGUCGUUGGCUUGAUGCUGACUCUGAACCAAAGCUACUCCUCUGCUGUCAGCCUGAAAGACAAGCUGGACGACUGUCUGAAGGACAACGACUACGAUGAACUGAUGCACAUAGCAGAAAACGGCCUGCCAAAGAUAAAACAUAGUCACCGUGUUGUUAUUGUUGGAGCUGGGAUGGCUGGCCUGACAGCAGGAAAACUUCUGCAGGAUGCAGGACAUAAGGUCACCAUCAUAGAAGCUAACAAGCGUAUCGGUGGACGAGUGGAAACAUACAGGAAUGACGAGGAGGGCUGGCAUGCAGAAAUCGGGGCCAUGAGGAUCCCAGACUUUCAUCGCAUCGUUUGUACAUUUGCUAAAAAGCUGGAUGUGAAGCUCAGGGAUUUCAUCAUGGAUGACAACAACACAUACGUCCUGGUUAAUGGGGUGAAGAAAAGGAACCAUGAAGUGAAAGAAAACCCCGAUGUUCUGAGGUACGACGUGUAUGAGAACGAGACGGGGAAGUCAGCCGAGGAUCUGCUGCAGCAGGCUCUGACUGUGGUUAGAAUGGAAGUUGAAGAACAUGGAUGUAAACACACACUGCAAAAAUACGACCAUUACUCUGUAAAGGAAUAUCUGAAAGAAGUUGGACAUCUGAGCGACGGAGCCAUCAGAAUGAUUGGAGAUCUCCUGAAUGAGCAGAGCCUGAUGUACACGGCGCUGAGUGAGAUGGUCUAUGACCAAUCCGACGUCAAUGACACUGUCAGGUACUUUGAGAUGAUUGAUGGGACGGACAGUCUCCCCAAUGCCAUCGCUCUCCCUCUCAAUCAAGCCAUUGAGCUGAACUCUAUGGUUCAGCAGAUCAGGCAAUUGGAGGACGGUGUCGUUGUACAGUACCAGAAAAAUCAGUCAGCUCGUCCUACGGACAUCUUUGCUCAUGCCGUCCUGGUCACAACCACAGCCAAGGCAGCUCUUUUCAUCGAUUUUUCCCCGUCCCUUUCUGUACAAAAGAUGGUGGCCCUGAGGACGGUCCACUACGACAGCGCCACCAGGAUCACUCUUACGUUCAGCGAAAAGUUCUGGGAGAAAGACGGGAUCAGAGGGGGAAAGAGCAUCACAGACCGACCCUCUCGUUUCAUUUACUACCAGAGCUACAGCUUCCCAAAGAAUCACACCAUCGGUGUCAUCCUGGCCUCCUACACCUGGUCCGAUGACUCCCUGCUCUUCCUCGGGGCCAGUGACGAGCAGCUGAAGGAGGUUCUUCUGAAAGAUUUGUCUGAGAUCCACGGUCACCACGUCCGAGCGCUCUGUACCGGCAUACUGGUGAAGAAGUGGAGCCAGGAUCCUUACAGCCUGGGAGCUUUCGCUCUCUUCACUCCAUACCAGCACCUGGAGUACGCCAACGAGCUGUUCAGGAGCGAAGGCAGGAUUCAUUUCGCUGGCGAACACGCCGCCUUCCCUCAUGGCUGGAUCGAAGCAUCUAUGAAAUCUGCAAUCAGGGCCGCAGCGAAUAUCAACGCAGAGGCACGAUCUGCGGAAAACGAGGGCCGAGACGAACUCUAA